Molecule: messenger RNA, 2299 nt
Organism: Haplochromis burtoni (Burton's mouthbrooder)
Lineage: Eukaryota; Metazoa; Chordata; Actinopteri; Cichliformes; Cichlidae
Product: low density lipoprotein receptor adapter protein 1-A
Source: RefSeq, a predicted model, not a curated record
UAAGAAACACACGGAAAGUUUUUGGCAGGCGAUGACUUUUUGACACAACACCGGGAUUUCUGACUGCACUGGAAGGCACCACAGGUCCAUCCUCUCUCCCCAUCAGCAGUCCGGUCAACAUUUCUCCUGGAACACUUCGGGGAACUUCACCGACUCUCUGCACUUCAACACACCGACAUGGAUGCCCUCAAGUCUGCUGGAAGAGCUAUUAUCCGGAGCCCAAGUAUGGCGAAACAGUCGUGGAGUGCCAGCAAACACAGAAAGCUCCCAGAGAACUGGACAGACACACGGGAGACCAUCUUAGAGGGCAUGACCUUUAAUCUUCGACAUCUUGGCAUGACACUGGUGGACCAACCCAAAGGAGAGGAGCUGUCAGCAGCUGCUGUAAAGAGGAUUGUUGCCACGGCUAAAGCCAGUGGGAAGAAACCUCAGAAGGUCACUCUUAAGGUUUCUCCUCAGGGAAUUGUCCUGCAUGACAGCUCAACAAAUAAACUCCUGGAAAACGUGUCCAUAUACAGGAUAUCCUACUGCACGGUGGAUAAACUACACGAUAAAGUCUUUGCUUAUAUCGCACAAAACACCCUGAAUGGAACCCUGGAGUGCAACGCCUACCUCUGCUCAAAGAGGAAAGUGGCUCAGGCUGUGGCGCUAACAGUAGCCCAGGCCUUCACAGUAGCUUUCGAGCUCUGGCAGGUGUCCAAAGAAGAUGUGGCUACAGAUAUGUUGUUGGAUUUGGAGAAGAGUGUGAAUGUGGCAGUGGAGACCAAUGGAAACAUCGGAGAGGAUCAGCUGGAUAACCACAAACAGACCUCAGAGUCCAACAACAAUCUUGCCUGGGAAAUAGAAGAUGGUUUGGAUGAAGCCUUCUCCAGCUGUGCUCUGGAUAGCUAUGGUUCAUUUCCAGACUGGCAGUGUCACGUACUAACCCCCAGGUCCUGGACAUUGGGGUGACCCCCCAUGAUUGGCUCAUUGAACCAGACUGGGAUGGCACCAAUGGAAACACUCCCAACACUGUCAGCCCAUUUGAGGAUGACUUCUUGGGCUUCUGACCAGAGUCAACGACUAAGAGGGGGAGGGGUGGUGGUGUCUUCCUAUGAAUUAACCAGAUAUCAGUGUGUAUUUAAGAUGAGUUUACUGUACAUCUGCAAGGGAAUGAAGGGUUGUGAGCUCAGAGAUGAAGUUUGCCCUCUCCACCUUGUUGUACUCUUCCCAUGAGCAGUUCUUCCUCUUUCUUUGUGGAAACAGCACAGGCCGCUGCCCCUGUGCACCAAAGCAAUAACAGCCUUUAAUGUUACCCCAUCUCCUCCCAUAUUACACUGCACAGCGUUACUACUAACUUAUGUUCUUCUGUCAGCACUUGUUCUCCUUUGUUUACUUUGUUUUCUUGUUUCUCUUGUUUCUCCCUAAUCAGUGUUUUUUUUGUUUUUUGUUUUUUGUAUGCGUUUAGUUCUAAUUUAUAGUUGAAUAAUUAUUUUUUUAUGAAUGAAGUAAGUAUAUAUUCUGACUGAUAUACAGACAGUAACACCGGGCCUUAAUAACAGCAGGACAAUCAGCUAUUCUCUAAGUGAAAUCUGCUUUGGUUGCAAAAAAUUACAGUUGUUUAAUGUUUAUAAUCUUGUUGCACUUGUAUUUAUAUGAAAUCUCCCAGCGACUCAUUUACAACACGCUGUAAGCUUUGCUGUUUCAGUGCAGCAGUGUAACAGUGCUGAAUGUAGCCCAGGUAUGUUCACAGUCUAUUGUGGCCAUUUCAUUUUGCUGGAAAUAUUCCAGUGUUGUAUAGAAAUAAAAUGUAAUCAUGAAUAUAUCAUUUUUAUAGCCGUGUUUUGGUCUGUAUUCAUCUAAGUUUAAGAUUACACUAGUUAGAAUCAUCAGAAGAAAUGGAAAACAUAUAUAAUAUUGAUAUAGCUAUCUUUAUUUAGUUAUUUUUUUUACCAGAACACGUGAGAAAGACAUGAAUUUGACUUCGAAAGAUUUCCACAUUGAACAUUUCCAUAUUGUUAUUGCUGCAAUUCACAGGUUAGACUCUUUAUUUUUCUUAUGCUGGUUCAGCUCCUCAGCUUAGACACCUUUGGAUAGUCCUUUCCCCUUUUUAAGCCCACUGUCUUUCCAUUGGCUACUCAUCAUAAACAAGAGGUUUGAAGAGAAGGUGGGUGGGGCUUCUGUGGUCAAAUGCAGACAUGGUCAUAUAAGGAAUAUCUGCUCUCAUUUGAGGAGCUGUCUGAACCUUUUUGUGUUGACUGUCACGUCUAUUUGAUCCAUAGCAAGGUUAUUAUCGUUAACGAAAACUAACAAAAUAACG